Molecule: messenger RNA, 1483 nt
Organism: Ilex paraguariensis (yerba mate)
Lineage: Eukaryota; Viridiplantae; Streptophyta; Magnoliopsida; Aquifoliales; Aquifoliaceae
Source: the annotation of a GenBank genome assembly
AUGUCCGUUGAGCUCUUCCUCUGUGCGAUUCUCUUCAUUGCCAUCUUCGCUUUUGGGCUCUUCCCAGGAGGGCUAGCUUGGGCACUCUCGAAAGCGCAACCCCGGUCUAAGACGGCCAUUCCAGGACCUUCUGGGUUGCCGGUUCUGGGCCUAGUCUUCGUUUUUACUGGUUCUCUGACACACAGAGCUCUCGCUAAGCUCUCUAGGAGCUUCAAGGCCGUACAGUUAAUGGCGUUCUCUAUUGGGUUCACGCGUUUCAUCAUCUCUAGCCACCCAGAGACCGCGAAGGACAUUUUGAAUAGCUCUGCGUUUGCUGAUAGGCCUGUGAAAGAGUCUGCUUAUGAGCUUCUGUUCCACAGAGCAAUGGGUUUUGCUCCAUAUGGAGAGUACUGGAGGAACUUGAGAAGAAUCGCAGCGACUCAUUUGUUCAGUCCCAGAAGAAUUUAUUAUUUCGGAGAGUUUCGGAGAAUGAUUGGGAUCAAAAUGGUUGAAGAAAUCAAGGGUUUGAUGGAGAAAAAUGAUGAGGUUGAGAUUAAAAAGGUAUUACACUUCGGGUCUUUGAACAAUGUGAUGAUGAGUGUGUUUGGUAAAAGAUAUGACUUCGGGGAAAAUGGAGAUGGGUUCGAGUUAGAGGGUUUGGUGAGUGAGGGAUACGAGUUACUGGGGAUAUUCAACUGGAGUGACCAUUUUCCUGUUUUGGGGUGGUUGGAUUUGCAAGGAGUGAGAAAGAGGUGCAGAGAGUUGGUGGCUAAGGUGAAUGUUUUUGUUGGGAAGAUCAUAGAGGAGCACAGGUCGAAGAGAGCUGAGAAUGAAGGACUUGUUGAUGAGAGCUCUGGUGAUUUUGUUGAUGUCUUGCUUGAUUUGGAGAAGGAGAACAAGCUUAGUGACUCUGACAUGAUUGCUGUUCUUUGGGUAAUUUUCUAUUUCACUUUUCUCUGCCAAAUCUUAUUCUCGUACCGAAGUAUAAUUUUCUGGGAUAAUUUUGAGAUAAUUUGUUAAUUUCCUAGCCUGAUAUUUGUGCUUUGUUGCAUAUACUAGGUUAUUCCUAAUGAGUUUACGUUGUUUCUCAGUUGUUUUGGUGAAUUUUGGUAAGUUAUGCUGGUUAUUGCUAUGCUGUUUAUGCAUGUAUUUUGGUCGAUGUUGGUUCCCUAUGGUUUUACUGGAUUCUUCAUCAUAGGUUUGCUUCUGUUUUUUUCAUGGAGUAUAGAUGCUGGAAUGUAGAUCUGGGCAUUUUCUUUUUCUGUUAUCCAAAAGAUAUGGGGAAUCUGAAUAUCUUCCAUCUUUAUUCUUUGCCUGAUGAUGAUGACACUGAUAUUUUCUCAUGCUUUCUUGUUCUAUUUACUGUUAUUUUCUUGUUCUAGCAUGACAUGAUGUGCAUACCAAAAAAAUUUACUAUAAAUUUUAGCAAAUCAUUGAAUCAAGGAGUCCUGUCAAAAAAGGGAACCCCCACUAAUCUCAUGGGAUUCUUCAUUGAUUCAACCAU